Messenger RNA from Athene cunicularia (burrowing owl), 621 nucleotides. It is a transcript of the gene RPL23A, whose product is annotated as ribosomal protein L23a. Gene Ontology annotation, molecular function: rRNA binding; structural constituent of ribosome. Gene Ontology annotation, biological process: ribosomal large subunit assembly; translation. The coding region runs from base 1 to 621 and encodes 206 amino acids. The transcript has 5 exons. Gene Ontology annotation, cellular component: cytosolic large ribosomal subunit; ribosome. NCBI's taxonomy places the organism in Eukaryota, Metazoa, Chordata, Aves, Strigiformes, Strigidae. The record is from RefSeq and is a predicted model, not a curated record.
AUGGGGGGUGUUGGGGGGCUGCGGCUCGGUGCUGGCCCGCGGGCACGUGGAGGUGGCGGGAGAGGCCUGCGUCGGCGGGCCCAGCCCGGGUAUCUGAGGGAGGGGAUUAUAUUUCCGGUUAUAUUUCGGUGCGGGGAUCCUCGAGACUCUGGUCUGAGGGAGUUGGGGAAGGAGCGAGUGCCCCCAUCGUUGACAGAGGCAAAGGCUAAGGCGCUGAAGGCCAAGAAGGCCGUCCUGAAGGGGGUCCACAGUCACAAGAAGAAGAAGAUCCGCACAUCGCCCACCUUCCGCAGGCCCAAGACCCUGCGACUGCGGCGGCAGCCCAAGUACCCCCGGAAGAGCGCCCCACGGAGAAACAAGCUGGACCAUUAUGCCAUUAUCAAGUUCCCUUUGACCACAGAGUCGGCAAUGAAGAAGAUAGAGGAUAACAAUACUCUGGUUUUCAUCGUCGAUGUCAAGGCAAACAAGCACCAGAUCAAACAGGCUGUCAAGAAGCUGUAUGAUAUCGAUGUAGCCAAGGUCAACACAUUGAUUAGGCCUGAUGGGGAGAAGAAGGCUUAUGUCCGACUGGCUCCGGAUUACGAUGCGCUGGAUGUAGCCAACAAGAUUGGAAUCAUCUAA